UUGGCUUUGGCAUUCAGUCAGUUCUGUUCUGUUAGAGCUCUCAUGAAACCAUAGAAAACGCAAGGCAGUCAUGGAAGUCCUGCAUAACUCUUCUACCUCUCUUCUUAUACCCAAACAUUUAUCUUUCAAACCUCAUAAAAUCCAUACCCCACUUCUAAACCCCUCUACAAACCUUAAAUUCCCCAACUCACUCAAUAAGAACAACCCUUUUAAUCUUUCGUCGUCUUCUUCUUCUUCUUGUUCCUUUUCUUCGUUCACUUCUUGCAUUAGUUUCUCUUCUAGAACAGCUGCAACAUCAAUAUCAACAUCAACGACAACUUCCACUUCUCCUUCUUCUUCUGCUACCCCAGACAAUCGACAUUGGAUGGUGCUCAUGGAGACUCCUCCAGAGGAGAUUAGUUCGAGAACAGAGGUUCUGGAUUACUACGUCAAGACCGUCGAACGUGUUUUGGGCAGUGAAGAAGAUGCUCAAAUGUGUAUAUAUGAUGCUUCUUGGGAUACCCACUUUGGGUUUUGCUGUGACAUUGAUGAAGAAACUUCUCUUGAGCUCGCUCGUUUGCCAGGGGUCUUAUCCGUUAGGCCUGACCCAGAUUUACAUUCUGUGAAAAAGAAUUAUGAUUCUUCAAAUAUUAAACCAGGAACUAUAUCUAACUCAGAAAUUGGAGAUAACCUUUUGUUUCCUACGGGAAAUACUAAACACUGGCUAGUUAGAUUGGACAAGCCAGGGAUGGGGGUCGUUACAAAAGCUCAGAUGGUUGAUUAUUAUGCGCAGAUACUUACAAAGGUUCUGGGAAAUGAAAAGGAUGCACAGAUGUGUAUUUAUCACAUUUCCUGGCAGUCCAACUUUGGGUUUUGCUGUGAACUUGAUGAGGAGUGUGCUCAGGAGCUAGCUGGUGUGCCUGGUGUUCUAUCUGUCCGGCCAGAUCAAAAUUUUGAAUCAGAUAAUAAAGAUUAUGGAGGCCUACAGAGUUCUACAAGUCCAUCGUAUUCUUCGGAAGAAAAUCAAACAACACCUGUAAAAACAAAGAAACUAUUUGUGACUGGCCUGUCCUUUUAUACAUCUGAGAAAACCUUGCGGGCAGCAUUUGAAGGCUUUGGGGAGCUUGUUGAAGUUAGAAUAAUCAUGGACAAGAUUUCUAAAAGGUCAAAAGGUUAUGCAUUUAUAGAGUACACUACAGAGGAAGCUGCUGGUGCAGCGCUCAAAGAAAUGAAUGGCAAGAUCAUCAACGGUUGGAUGAUAGUUGUCGAUGCUGCAAAGCCAAAGAGUAGCUCUCCAAGAUAUGACCGAGGCCGAACCAGACAGCCUUUCAAGGGAGAUGGAGUGAGGUAGAUGGCAGGUUGACACCAAGUUAUAGUCAUUUAUCUCUUAUGUUGCUUGCCCUCCUCCAGAAUUUUGAACCUUUGUGUUGGUAGUUCCUGUUAAUUUCAAAUGUAUACAUAUUGAUUCUAGUUGAGGUAUUAUAGGUUUAGACUUCAGGUUUAGCAUCAUUCAAGUCAACUGCUACCAUACAAUAUUGAAUCGGUCAGUUUCUUUCUGGUUCAAGAAGAUUUGACCAUACAAGAACAAUAUACUGCAUUUUCUUUUCAAUAGUAUGUUAUGAGUUUGUGAGUA
This is a messenger RNA of Humulus lupulus (European hop), 1612 nucleotides long. RefSeq names its product organelle RRM domain-containing protein 1, chloroplastic. Gene Ontology annotation, cellular component: mitochondrion. Gene Ontology annotation, biological process: cytidine to uridine editing; mitochondrial mRNA modification. Bases 71 to 1330 code for a protein of 419 amino acids. Gene Ontology annotation, molecular function: RNA binding. The record is from RefSeq and is a predicted model, not a curated record. Lineage: Eukaryota; Viridiplantae; Streptophyta; Magnoliopsida; Rosales; Cannabaceae. The transcript is spliced from 9 exons.